AUGUUUGCCAGAGCAACAAGGAAUUUUCUUAGAGAAGUUGAUGCUGGAGGUAACCUGAUCACAGUAUCAAAUUUGAAUGACUCUGAUAAAUUACAACUUCUAAGUCUGGUGACCAAAAAAAAGAGAUUGUGGUGCUGGCAGAGACCCAAAUACCAGUUUUUAUCUGUCACCCUGGGAGAUGUGCUCACAGAAGACCAGUUUCUGAGUCCAGUGGUCGUGGAGUCGGACUUUGUGAAGUACGAGGGCAAGUUUGAAAACCAUGUGAGUGGGACCCUGGAGACGGCACUGGGGAAGGUCAAGCUGAACAUUGGUGGCAAAGGCCUCGUGGAGAGUCAGUCCUCGUUUGGAACCCUGAGGAAGCAGGAGGUGGACUUGCAGCAGCUCAUUGGAGUUGCCCAGGAGAGAACAAUAAAUCUGAAGAAUUCAGUGCUGCAGCAGGUGCUGGAGAGGAAGAAUGAGGUCCUGUGUGUCCUGACACAGAAGAUAGUGACGACGCGGAAGUGUGUGAUAUCCGAGCUCGUCCAGAUCGAGGAGAAGUGUGGUGGCAUGGUGGGGAUCCAGACCAAGACUGUGCAGGUGUCAGCGACGGAGGAUGGGAACAUCAUCAAGGACAGCAAUGUGGUGCUGGAAAUCCCGGCUCCCACCACCAUCGCCUACGGCGUCAUCGAGCUGUAUGUGAGAGCAGACGGCCAGUUCGAAUUCUGCCUCCUGCAAGGGAAGCACGGGGGCUUCGAGCACGAGAGGAGAAGUGACUCUGCCUUCCUGGACCUCCUGCUCUUACGAGAGUUUGCGUUCUGGGACACGCCAGAUGCUGGGCAAGGGCUGCCUGCCUCGGAUGGGCCACUGAGUGUUUUAAAACAAGCCCCUCUGUUCUUGGAGAGGAAUUUCCAUCCCUUUGUGGAACUGCCAGAGCAGCAACAGAGAGCUCUGAAUGACGUCCUCCAGGCGGUCCUGUUUGAUGAAGAAUUACUCUUGGUUCUGGAGCAAGUGUGUGAGGACAUAGUCAGCAGCCUGUCACCCUCAUUGGCGGUGCUGGGGAAGCUGAAGCCUUCACAGCAGCGGGACCUUGUGGCCUUCCUGCGGCUAGUGGGGUACAGUGUGCAGGGCGAGUGUCCAGGUCCAGAGGAUGUGGUCCACAACCAGAAACUCCUUUCUACGGCCUACUUCUUGGUCAGUGCGCUAGCAGAAAUGCCAGAUAACGCAGCAGGUCUGCUGGGCACUUGUUGUAAGCUCCAGAUUAUUCCUACACUGUGCCAUCUGCUCCGUGCUCUGUCUGAUGAUGGUGUGUCUGAUCUUGAAGACCCAGUCUUGGCUCCACUGAAAGAUACAGAAAGGUUUGGGAUCGUGCAGCGUCUGUUUGCCUCAGCUGACAUUAACCUGGAGAGACUGCAACCUUCUGUGAAAGUUGCCACCCGAAAGGACGCUAACGUUUUCCCACUGAUUCUUUAUAUAAGCCUGAAUGGACUCUGUGCUUUGGGCAGAGCACAGUAACAGUGUCAUAUGUGGAUUACAGGUACACCUUAUUUUCUUGCACUUUGCAGAUAAUGCAUUUUUUUUUACAAAUUGAAGGUCUGUGACAACCCUGAG
Messenger RNA from Lagenorhynchus albirostris (white-beaked dolphin), 1587 nucleotides. RefSeq names its product gasdermin E (gene GSDME). Lineage: Eukaryota; Metazoa; Chordata; Mammalia; Artiodactyla; Delphinidae. The record is from RefSeq and is a predicted model, not a curated record. Gene Ontology annotation, cellular component: cytoplasm. Bases 1 to 1491 code for a protein of 496 amino acids. The transcript has 9 exons. Gene Ontology annotation, biological process: programmed cell death.